UACUUUGGGGAGAUUGAGGGAUAAAGUGGCGCUUCCAAAUGUCAUUGGCCUUCCCCUGGCGGUUUCAGUGAGUGUGUGACAGGGAGUAAAUGGGGCCGCUCCAUGUUGCCUUGUAGUGAGGGGGUGCGAGUGUCUCAGGUUGGUGUAGGGGCGGUACUAGAGCCCCCCUAUGUCACACUCUGACUGGUGCCUCCCCUUUACUUUCCUCCCGAGUCGGACUGUGCCACUGAGUUACGUGGGGGUCCCCGGCCAUGUUGCUCCUCUCGCUGCUGCUGCUGCUCGUGGUGUCCCGGUGCGGAGCUCAGUACGAACAGUACAGUUUCCGCGGGUUCCCCCGGUCGGAGGUGCGGCCCCUGCAGGCCACUUAUGGCCGCGCUCUGGAGCUGUACGAGGGGGACAAGUGGAAGGAGGCGGCCCGGGCGCUGGAGAACAGUCUGAGGCUUCACCGGCUGCUCCGGGACAGUGAGGCGCAUUGCGGACACUCUUGCUCCGCGGGGGACGACGAAAGUCCAGUCCUGGAGAAGAAGGAGGAGGAGCAGGAGUGGAGGCGGGAGCUGCGGCUGUUCGGCCGAGUCUUGGCCAGAGCCGUGUGUCUGAGGAAGUGUAAGGGGAGCCUGGCGGUCUUCCAGCAGCCCCACCCCGACCCCGACACUCUCAGCGCCUUCCGACGCCGGGACCCCUAUCAGUAUCUGCACUACUCCUACUUCAAGACCAAUGAACUGGAGAAAGCGGUGUCGGCCGCCCACACGUUCCUGCAGAAGAAUCCGACCCACGAGAUGACGCUCAGGUACAUGAAUUACUACAAAACUCUGAUGGAAGUGGAGGAAUAUCUCAUAGACCUGGAGGCGGAGCCUUACGAGGGGAUGUUUGUGAAGGCAGUGAAGACGUACAAUGCGGGGGAUUUCAGGCGCAGUACUGAAGAGAUGGAACAGGCGCUGCCUCUUUACUACAAGGCCUAUAACAGCUGCCUGACGGCCUGCGAGGGAGCCUAUCAGAUGAGAGAGUUCAAAGACUUCUACCCGGCAGUUGCAGUGAACGAUGUGAAGAACGCCGUGCAGUGCGUCUCCAGCUACAUGCUCUUUGAUCCCGAUGACACGGUCAUGCAGCAAAACCUGGCCUAUUACAGGUUCUAUAAGGAGAAAUGGGACCUGGAGGAUACAGAUUUCAAUCCCAGAGAGGAGGCUCUGCGGUAUCACAGCCAGACGACUAGAUACAAGGAGCUCUUGCAGUUUGCCAAAGAUUUCCUCUAUCAAGACGACGACGAGAUGGAAGUAGGAGCAGAGGAGGAAAAAGAAGCAUCUCCCAGUGACAGUGAGUUUGAAGGGGAAGGGGACUAUGAAGAAGGGAUCCUUGCUAAUUGGUUGACGGAGCCAAAAUCUAAAGGGGACGUUGCAGAAAAAGGAUAUUGAAGUGUGUAAAUCAGCGGCUCUGGGGCCACAAGGAACCAGAAGAUCUGGUGUAUGUGAUAUAUAUAUAUACACACACAGUAUAUACAUGAAGUCCCUAGCUACUGGAUGCAGAGCAACUCCUCGUUGUGCCUUACACCAGUCUCCUGCCAGAGUGGAAACCUUUCUUACAAAGCUGCCCAUUGGAUUCAUUCAAUAUCAUGCCGCAGAGCUGACACUUUAUUUGACUCUCUGGGGUAGCAGCAUCAGUGCCUAAUGCAGUCGUUUCUAAGGGGGGGAGCUCACCUUUUAAGUCAACUUUUAGAAUGUCUCUCUCUUAGCAACAUUUCAAUUGGUCUGCAUUUUUUUAUUUCUCAUAGUUUAGAACAUAUUCGCCUUGCUCUUUUCACUCUGUGAGGCUUUUUAUUGUUACUUUGUAUUACUUAUCUUUUAUCCUAUUCAUCUUCCACAUACCACUGCCUGGUUGCUAUUGUAAACUAGACCAUAGCAACCAGAUAAUUUAUGAAAUCACCAAAGAACUGAACCAUUAAAAAACAGGGUGAGAAAAGUCUAAAAUGUAUUAAAAGUCCAUUUAAAGGUGUACCACCCCUUUUUCCCCAGGGGACCAAUAUUAAAUCAGGGAAUGAGGGUAACGAGCUGAGAAUGAAUGAUGACUAUUUUCAGUUGUAGAAAGAAUUUUAAUGGGAUCAAGGUGACCCACCAAUAACAUGAGAAUGUUGGUUUGCACAGUAAUAAUGAUGUGGACUCCAUUGGAACAGCUUCACCCCGGUGACUGUAUAUUUGUCCUGUGCUGAAAAAAACAUUUAGAGGUGAUUGUGAAUAAUCUUGUAUUUUGUUGCAGUUGCUCCAGUUGAUUGUUAUUCCUCCUUAUAGCCACAAGGUGGCAGUGCCAUGUCUUCUUAUUAAUGGUGGCAUCCACUCUCACGUUAUUCUGUAUAAAAGGUUUUCGGAUUAUGAUCUCUCCUUUAAGUGUAACGUUUGUUAUUUAAAGCUUGGAAUUGUGUAUCAAUGUAUAAAACACAAUGUAUCACUCGUAA
Xenopus laevis (African clawed frog) is the source of this 2443-nucleotide messenger RNA. RefSeq names its product prolyl 3-hydroxylase family member 4 (non-enzymatic) L homeolog (gene p3h4.L). Bases 252 to 1409 code for a protein of 385 amino acids. Gene Ontology annotation, cellular component: endoplasmic reticulum. The transcript has 6 exons. Gene Ontology annotation, molecular function: collagen binding. NCBI's taxonomy places the organism in Eukaryota, Metazoa, Chordata, Amphibia, Anura, Pipidae. The record is from RefSeq and is a predicted model, not a curated record. Gene Ontology annotation, biological process: collagen fibril organization.